AUGGCGUCGUUCAUCACGGUGCAGCUGAAGAAGGCCUCGGAGGUGGACUUGGCGAAGCCCCUGUGCAAGUUCAUCCAGCAGACUUACUCGGGCGGCGAGUCGCAGGCGGAGCACUGCCGCGCCGCCGAGGAGCUGGGCAAGCUGCGCCGGAGCGCGCUCGGCCGCUCGCUGGACAAGCACGAGAGCUCGCUCGAGACCCUCCUGAGAUAUUAUGAUCAGCUGUGUGCUGUAGAGCCAAAAUUUCCAUUUUCUGAAAAUCAGGUAUGUGUAACCUUUACCUGGAAAGAUGCUUUUGACAAAGGAUCAUUGUUUGGUGGAUCAGUCAAACUUGCUUUGGCAAGUUUGGGCUAUGAAAAGACAUGUGUGCUGUUCAAUUGUGGAGCUUUAGCUAGCCAGAUUGCAUCAGAACAGAAUCUAGACAAUGAUGAAGGAUUGAAAGCUGCCGCUAAACAUUACCAGUUUGCUAGUGGUGCCUUCCAGCACAUUAAAGAUACGGUCCUCUCUUCAUUGAAUCGAGAACCUACAGUGGACAUCUCCCCAGAUACAGUUGGCACACUAAGUCUCAUCAUGCUGGCUCAAGCUCAAGAGGUCUUUUUUCUAAAAGCGACCAGAGAUAAAAUGAAAGAUGCCAUCAUAGCUAAACUUGCAAAUCAAUCUGCUGACUAUUACGGUGAUGCUUUCAAGCAAUGUCAGUACAAGGAUACCUUACCCAAGUAUUUUUAUUUCCAGGAGGUGUUUCCUGUUCUGGCUGCAAAACACUGUAUAAUGCAGGCCAAUGCAGAGUACCAUCAGUCUAUACUAGCAAAGCAACAGAAGAAAUUUGGUGAAGAAAUUGCCAGAUUGCAGCAUGCGGCUGAUCUAGUAAAAACUGUGGCAUCUCGCUAUGAUGAAUACAUAAGUGUAAAAGAUUUGUCUGACAAAAUCGGCCGUGCGCUCAACGCAGCAAAGAAGGACAAUGACUUCAUCUAUCACGACAGGAUUCCUGAUCUUAAAGAUCUAGAGCCUAUUGGGAAAGCCAGCCUUGUGAAAGCUACUCCAGUUGUUGUCCCUCUGAGUCAGAAAUUUAUCGAUUUGUUUGAGAAGAUGGUUCCUCUGGCAGUACAGCAAGCUCUUACCCUCUACAACCAAAGAAAGGCAGAUUUGGUGAACAGAUCUAUAGCCCAGAUGAGAGAGUCCAACAAUCUGGCAAAUGGAGUGUUGGCAUCCCUCAAUCUCCCUGCUGCUAUCGAGGAUAUAUCUGGAGAUAGCGUUCCUCAGUCUAUUUUGCAGAAGUCAAAGUCUGUGAUCGAACAGGGAGGUGUCCAGACAAUCGAUCAGUUGAUGAAAGAUCUUCCUGAACUGCUACAGAGAAAUAGAGAGAUUCUGGAUGAGUCUUUAAGGAUAUUGGAUGAAGAAGAAACAACGGACAAUGAGCUGAAAAGCAAAUUCAAGGAACGUUGGCAAAGAACUCCAUCAAAUGAUCUUUACAGACCUUUGAGGGCAGAGGGAGCCAACUACUGUAAUAUCUUGGAUAAAGCUGUGCAAGCUGACAAGCAGGUUAAAGAACGUUACCAGACUCAUCGAGAAACAAUUUCACUGUUAUGUAAGCCAGAGCAGGAACUGAACACUGCAAUUCCUUCAGCAAACCCAGCAAAAACUAUGCAAGGGAGCGAGGUGGUUAAUGUCCUAAAAUCCUUGCUAGCUAGUUUGGAUGAAGUAAAAAGGGAGAGAGAAGGACUCGAGAAUGAUUUGAAGUCAGUGAACUUUGACAUGACAAGUAAAUUCCUAACAGCGCUUGCACAGGACGGUGCUGUAAAUGAAGAAGCCAUUUCUGUGACUGAACUAGAUCGUGUCUACGGCAGUCUCACCCAUAAAGUUCAGGAGUCCCUGAAAAAACAGGAGGAACUACUCAACAGCAUACAGAACUCACAUCAGGAAUUUUCUAAGAUGAAGCAAUCAAAUAAUGAAUCCAAUUUAAGGGAAGAAGUUUUAAAGAACUUAGCUGUAGCCAAUGACAACUUUGUGGAACUGGUUGCCAACCUGAAAGAAGGAACAAAGUUCUACAACGAGCUGACUGAAAUCCUUCUGAAGUUCCAAAACAAAUGCAGUGACAUUGUGUUUGCACGCAAAACAGAAAGAGAUGAACUUCUGAAAGAUUUGCAACAGAGUAUUGCUAGAGAACCCAGUGCCCCUUCUUUUCCUUCUGUGCCUGCAUAUCAAACGGGUCCUGCUGGAGGAAACAAACCGCCUACACCGUCUGCUCCAACCCCGGCCCCCAGAACCAUUGUGUCUAGUAAGCCGCAGCCACCAGCCCGUCCACCACCCCCGGUGAUUUCUACAGCAAAUACAGUCUCGGCUCCUAUACCCGCCGCUGUGACCGCAACUCCUCCAGCCAGCACAGGACCUUCACAGGCUCAGGGACCACCAUAUCCCACCUACCCAGGGUACCCCGGUUAUUGCCAGAUGCCUUUACCAAUGGGAUACAAUCCAUAUAUGUAUGGCCAAUACAAUGUGCCGUUUACACCUUCACCUGUAUACCAAACUCCUGGACAAGCACCAUACCCUGGACCUCAGCAACCUGGAUACCCUUACCCACAACAGCCUGGAUACCAUUAUCCACAGCAAUAACAUAUCUGCAAAGAAGUACUGCUUGUUAUAGCUAAGAGAAUCUUGCAAUAAGCAUACUAAAUCUUUUUUGUUCUGGUUAGUGUACCUCACUAUAUUGAAGACAGUCUGUAACUUCUCUCUCUGGCUAAAUACUCAAAGGUUGCGCUUACGGUUGGAUUCUGACUGUGCUAAACGAGGGAUUCACAAGCUGCUAUAAUAUAUGGACAGAAUUGUAUUACAGCAAAGUUCAUCUGUAUGUAAGCUGCUCUUUAAAUUAGACCAAAAUGUUUCUUCACGGUAAUCAUCAUUUGCUAUAAAUAGCAAUUGGAGUUCUUCACAGCAAUGUUCAAAGCACUGGGGUGUGGUCUAUGCUACAAAACUAAAUAAGAUUUUCUUCUAUAUUAUGUUGGUUUGUAUCUUGGAUUUGAGUUUAGUUUACCAAUAUGCUAUUUUUGUCUAAUCAAAGCAUUGUAAAUCAUAAGUGCAAAAUAAAACUGCAUAGGAAUGGUUUAAAACCUUUAAAGUCCAAAUUAUAUUACCAGUGUCGUAUGCUUCUGAAGUUUGAAGGCACUCGUCAGCUCUGGUUUUUGAAGCUGAAGUUUCCGCUUCAAGUCAAGGUUAGUAGAACUCGGUUCUUGUUAUAUAAAAGCAAUUCCAUAAAUCAAGAUAUUGUGAUGUUAUCCUGAAAUGAGACACACAAAAUAAAGAUAUUUUUAUU
Molecule: messenger RNA, 3304 nt
Organism: Euleptes europaea (tarantolino)
Lineage: Eukaryota; Metazoa; Chordata; Lepidosauria; Squamata; Sphaerodactylidae
Gene: PDCD6IP
Product: programmed cell death 6 interacting protein
Exons: 18
Coding region: 1-2607 (868 amino acids)
Biological process (GO): mitotic cytokinesis
Cellular component (GO): endosome
Molecular function (GO): protein binding
Source: RefSeq, a predicted model, not a curated record